Plasmodium gallinaceum is the source of this 789-nucleotide messenger RNA. Its product is annotated as 3'exoribonuclease, putative. Lineage: Eukaryota; Apicomplexa; Aconoidasida; Haemosporida; Plasmodiidae. Gene Ontology annotation, cellular component: nuclear exosome (RNase complex); nucleolus; cytoplasmic exosome (RNase complex). Gene Ontology annotation, biological process: poly(A)-dependent snoRNA 3'-end processing; U4 snRNA 3'-end processing; rRNA catabolic process. The record is from RefSeq and is a predicted model, not a curated record. The transcript has 8 exons. Bases 1 to 789 code for a protein of 262 amino acids.
AUGUCAAAGUAUAGGGUUCCAUUACCACCUUAUAAUUUUAAAAGUAAAAUACAAAAAAUAGAUGAAGAAUUUUUGAAGACUGAAAAUUUUAAGAGAAUAAAUAAUCGGAAAAACAAUGAAAUCAGGGAUAUGUUUAUAAAAUUAGGAGAAGAUGGUUAUUCAGAUGCUUCAUGUUUUUACUCAUUAGGAAAUACUAAGAUUUUAUGUUUAAUAUAUGGGCCUAAACCUGAUUCAAAGAAUGCAACUUAUAAUAAAGGAAAAGUUUUUUUAGAUAUCAAAAGUUUGAAUAUGAACACAUAUGGAUCUAAUGAAAAAAGUGAUGAUGAUAUAAAAAGUUUAUUAAUUGAAUGCAUUUCAAAUAUUAUUAUUUUAGACAAAUAUCCACACUGUUCUAUUUAUAUUAAAUGUUUAAUAAUUCAAAGUGAUGGAGGAUGUUUAAGUGCUGCAUUAACAUGUAUAUCCCUUGCAUUAAUUAAGGCGCAAAUACAAAUGCAUGAUAUGAUUAUAUCUAUAAAUAUACAUUCUAUAAUUUGUCCCAAAACGAAUAGAGUUUAUCAUCUUGUUGAUUUGGAUGGAUUAGAAGAAAAAUAUUAUAGAAGUAAAUAUGAAAUGAAUGAAAUAACAUUAGGCAUAUGUUUAAAUUUAAGGACAGUUUGUUUUUUCCAUGGUUCAGGGAAUUUUUUUAAUAGCAAAACAUUAGAAGAAAUUAUUAGCUACGCUGAAUGUGCUUGUAGAUCUUUAGGUUAUGAAAUAAAAAAAAUUUUAAAAAAUUAUAUUUUAAAAAAAUAG